Punica granatum (pomegranate) is the source of this 1277-nucleotide messenger RNA. Lineage: Eukaryota; Viridiplantae; Streptophyta; Magnoliopsida; Myrtales; Lythraceae. The record is from RefSeq and is a predicted model, not a curated record.
GCUAGGUUGUCCAAAAAAUGCUAGCGACACAGAGAGAGAGGGAGAGAGGGAGAGGAAGAGGGAAAGAAAGAUGACAGAAUAUGUGUGUAAAUCAUUCCCGACCAACGGAGGCAACGGGAAUUACAACUAUGUGGAGAACUCUUAUUAUCAGUUGUGGCGUACGACCAAAACAAGCGCGCAAGUGGGAAUUUCCACCGAAAUAAGAGUCUUUCCUUCGCUUGACAGAGACGUGCCGCAGAGGUAGUACAAGGACGGAUUGAAGAUGCAAUAAUGAAUAUAUUCGAUGUGAAGCAUCUGUCCUUGACUUCAAGAAUAUGUCUUGCCGAUUUGGGAUGUGCAGUUGGACCGAACACGUUCAUGUCCAUGCAAAACAUCCUAGAGUGCAUCAAGAAGAAGUACCAUUUUCAGUUCCCAGAUGCCAAACCUCCCGAUUUCAUGGUGUUUUUUAAUGACCUGCCGUCCAAUGACUUCAAUACUCUAUUCAAUUCCCUACCUCUGGAUGGCUGCUAUUUUGCUGUCGGGGUUCCGGGAUCUUUCCACGGGAGGUUAUUCCCUGAAUCUUCUAUCCACCUCUUUCACUCAGUUUCGUCGCUCCACUGGCUCUCAAGGGUGCCAAGAGAGAUAUUUGAUGAGAGUUCCCGAGCUAGGAACCGAGGGCGGAUCCAUUACACAAAUGCUCCGGCAGAAGUCAUGAAUGCAUACAAAGCUCAGUUUGGUAGGGACAUGGAGGAAUUCUUGAGUGCCAGAGCUAAGGAGAUUGUGUUGGGUGGCAUUAUGUUCAUCACCAUGGCUGGGAUUCCUGAUGAGAUGGUUCAUUCUCAGCUCCCGGCUGGCGUGAUGUAUGAUAUUCUGGGUCGGUGCCUCAUGGAAAUGGCAAAAGAGGGAGUGAUCACGGAGGAUCAAGUCGAUUCAUUCAACCUGCCAAUUUAUGCAGCUUCUUGUGAAGAGAUGACGGAGUUAAUCCAGAGAAACGGGAGUUUCGCCAUCAAAGCUAUGGAGCUCAUUAACCCGUCACUUGGGAUGACUGGCCCUACCAAUAUACAGGAGUGGACAAACCACGUUAGGGCUGCAAUGGAGGGACUGUUCAUCGCUCACUUCAGAGCCCGAUCUGUUGUCGAUGAGAUCUUCGAUAGACUAGGGAAAAAGCUUGAAGAGGAUGCUCAUCUGGUGGAAGCUAGCUACAGAGAGAAGAUAGUAUUGUUUGCCAUUCUAAGGCGCAUUUGAAAUUGAGUGAAAACCCCUUUUCCUACUUCGCUGAACUCCCUCGUUUAGUGGUG